GCAAUUACUUUGUAGGAGUUGCUUCAAGCCGUGAAAUCAGUCACAGGUUGCACUGUUUUGCAGCGUCUCAGAGCGAGGGUCUUUGGUGAGAGCGGUUCACUGUCGCUGUAGGACCAGUGUACCUCAUUGUGCGUUGACAUUGCGUCGUCAGACACAUAGGCUAGACAUAAAGAGCUUGAGUGCCUGAAUUUAAAUCAUUCUUGGCCGACUGUACAUGCAGAUUGCACUUAGUUCAGCAUGGUCAAGAAAUUGUUAUAAAGGUUGUAGAGACCAAAGUGCGCGGAGAAAAAAUGGAGAGAGAAACGACAUCUUUGAAGCAGCAAUAUUGCUGCACAACAGUUAUGAACGUUAUCUCGUCUUUAUUCUCUCUAGCGUCCCUUGCCUUUUGCAUAUUAUUAAGUGUACAAACAUCAGCGAUCACGGACAGGGUCCUGGAUUUGGAAACUGGACAUGGCGAGCAAAUCUUUCACAGGGUCCCCAGUUUUUCUGUGGAUCAGUUUAAUUCAUUGAUUCAAGAGAGAGUGGAUGAGCUCCUGUCACAGCGCUCCUAUGAAAAUUUAUCGAAGAUACGGAUUGCCCGACAAGUUAGCCAUACUCCUGAUUGCAACUGUCCCCCAGGCCCGCCAGGAAAGCGGGGAAGAAGAGGCCGGAAUGGUGAACCUGGACCUCCUGGUCCUCCUGGUCUACAGGGUGACAAGGGGGAUCAAGGCGACCAAGGACCGCGGAUGGUCUUCCCUAAGAUCAAUCAUGGCUUUCUUUCUGCUGACCAGCAGCUCAUAAAGCGGCGGCUUAUUAAGGGAGAUCAGGGUUCGGCAGGUCCACCAGGGCCUCCUGGACCCCCAGGUCCCCCUGGCCCCCGAGGGCCACCAGGGGACACAGGCAAGGAUGGGCCCCGGGGAGUGCCAGGUCUGCCGGGAGAUCCCGGGACCCCAGGAGAGCUAGGACUAAUGGGACCUGAGGGGCCACCAGGACAAAAGGGUUCCCUCGGACCUCCUGGCAUCCCAGGUGUUGAUGGGCUGAAGGGUGAAAUGGGAGAGCGAGGUGAAAAGGGUGACAUGGGAGAAGAUGGGCAUAAAGGUGAAGUCGGGGAGAAGGGUGAUGCAGGCUCCUCUGCUGCAGGCAUUAAGGGUGAACCAGGAGAGUCAGGACGUGGGGGAUCAAAGGGAGAGCCAGGACUUCCAGGGCUGCCUGGACUUCCCGGGAUUAAGGGUGAGCCUGGAUUCCUAGGACCUCAGGGAGAACCGGGGCUCCCAGGACUACCAGGAACCAAGGGCGAGCGAGGGGAACUUGGCCCACCAGGCAAGGGAGAGCGGGGCGAGACUGGACAGGCCGGUCAAAAGGGAGGGCCAGGAGAGGCAGGGAACCCAGGCACUAGAGGUUCAAAGGGAGAGACAGGAGACAAGGGAGACCUGGGCUCUAUGGGACCAAGGGGACCCCCUGGGCAGAAAGGUGACCAAGGAGCCACAGAAAUCAUUGAUUACAACGGGAACAUCCAAGAAGCUUUACAGAAGAUUACCACUAUUACAGUGACGGGUCCCCCUGGGCCUCCUGGACUAUCAGGACCAGCGGGAAUCAAGGGAGAUCAAGGCAUGCCUGGCCUCCCUGGACUGGACGGUGAAAGCGGUUUCAAAGGUUCCAAAGGAGACAUGGGAAUCCCUGGCACAUCUGGAGAUAAAGGAACUGUUGGCUUAUCUGGUUCACCAGGCGUCAAUGGAUUGAAAGGAGAUAAGGGUGAUUCUGGUCUGCCUGGUCCUGAAGGGCCCUCAAUUGUUGGCCAACCUGGAGCACCUGGGCCCCAUGGACUCCCAGGCCCCAUGGGACCCCAUGGCUUCCCUGGACCAAAGGGGGAGGCUGGGAAUCAUGGUCUGAAGGGAGUACGCGGGGAGUCAGGGCACAAGGGGGACAGAGGACCUCUGGGCCUCCCCGGAGCCUCCGGCUUGGACAGCAAGCCUGGAAUUAGGGGUAUGGACGGGCCUGUUGGUCCCUCCGGUCCAGCCGGGCCAAAGGGGGACAGAGGUGAGAGAGGAGCUGCAGGUGAACUCGGGCCAAGGGGACCUUAUGGACUUCCUGGAGCGGCUGGAACACCUGGCCUUGAUGGGGAGAAGGGAAAGAAGGGGAAAAAGGGGCCUAAGGGGGAGAAAGGAGAACAGGGUGCCCCUGGAUUAGAUGCACCCUGCCCAUUGGGGUUCCGGGGCUUUAAGGGUGAAAAGGGAGAACCGGGGCAACCUGGUCUGGAUGGGCUGGAUGCCCCGUGCCAAUUGGGCCCAGACGGACUACCAAUGCCUGGUUGUUGGCAAAAGUGAUCAAUCUAACCCGAAAAGCAUGGUUUGUAAAAAAAAAAUGAAAAAAAAAUGUUGUUGGGGUAUUUAUAAUUAUUUUUAAUGGAUCUAUGUGUACCAUGAAAAAGAGCAAAGGUCCAUCACUCCUAGCUGCUUCUACUCACCUCGCUCUGUGUCACUCUCACAUCAGCAUCUUGGAGUUCAGAUCUUGAACUUGCACACACACAAUGAUGUUUAGUCCCAGUCCUUGCAUGACCAGAGUGCUCGGGCACAGAUUGGAACGUCAUGGCUAAUUCGGAUUCAAGGGGAGUAAAGAGGUUGUGACAACAGAGGAUGAGGAGAAGGAGGCGUUGGAGGGAUCUGAACUGGCUCUUAACAGCUCUAGCUCUCGCGUUCACCAUCCAUUAAUGCCAUACUACUAGCUUAAAAGACUCCAUCCCAACAAAACACCCUCCACACCCCCCAAAAAGCAUGAGGACUGUCCCAAACUAUAUUUAUAUGUAUUAAUAUACAUAUUUGAUUGUUGUGUGGUCGAAUUGUAUGGCUUCAGCAAAACACUAUCUGGCUGUCAAUCUUACCUACUCAAAAAAGAAAGCUCAACAUUUUUGGUUUUAUUUGUUUCUUUUUCUUUUAAUGUUCCAAAGGGAGUCACGCCUUGGCUGGUGGCUUGACAAGAAUUGUUCCCCAGGAAGUAAAGUUGGGUUGAUUUUCWUUAUUGUGGUGAGAUCUGCAAUGGGUCAAUAGAUGCAGGUCUUCACAGUUGCACUUGUCUUGAGUCCCAGGGCCCAUUCCCUUUCAACGGCCACUUGUUAUUGGACUCGGAGAAGAGUGUUAGAGCUCAAUGCACUGUGCACAGCCAAUCGGAAAAGCGCUAGGCUGACAAGGACUUCGGAUUGAACAGACCUGUUUGGGAUCCCUUGGAUUAGGGGAGACAGUGGGCCUCGGCAGAGAGAUUACAAUCAUCUCUCCUGCCAAUCAAGGAGUGCCUGCCUGUAACAAUGUUACAGUCACAACACUACAAGGUCAACAGGGUCAAUGGAAUUCUGCCUUUUUUAGUUGAAGUUUGUUCUUCUACUUACUUUAAAAAAAUGUUUUAUAGCCUUUGGUGCCUCAAGCUUUUGUUCAUUCCUUUCCUUUUUAACCUGCUUUGAGUAAUUGGAAUGGUGUUUAUUGCGGAAUGGCAACUUCUUGUCAAUUGUUGAAGUAUAAAAGCACCUAUUUUGUGCACUGUUAGUAUGUAUUGAACGUUGAUAUUACUGGGUGUUAAUAAUAUGGCAUGUACAUUAUGUAUUCAAAUGAACAUAAGCUUCUAUGUAACAGAAAGGGAAUUUCAGUUGGUAGCAAAGAUGAUUACACAGCAUCAGCUUUUACACUGAUUUGCAAAAACCAAGUUUUAUAAUAUUAUAAUAACACUUGUUCAUUGCUGGCCAUUAAGUGGAAAAUACAGUCGGUGAGUUACAAUGUGCUUCACUGCAAGUUUAUUGUAUCUUUACAUUUAAAUGCAGUGUUUAUUUUCAGUAAUAUGUCUGCAACAAUAAGAUUUUUGAACAUUAUGACCUGGUAAUUGUAUGGUACAUUUGCAGGUAAAAAUACCUUUCGGAAAAAUGAAUCAUUUUUUACUAGAUAAUUAUUGUUUUUUCCAAAUGUCAAACGGCAGUUUGCCUCAACUGGAUCAUGUCUACACCAUAUGCAGCAUUCUUCCUUUUUUCUCUCUCUCUCUAUAUAUAUAUUUUUUUCCAAAUGUAAAUGGUGUAUUACAUGGACAGGCUCAAUAGGUAACACAUUUAAUUUCAGUUGAAUGGCCCUGCUUCCAUUUGUAACCCAUAAUUGUAUUCAUUGCCAUUUACAUCACAUUCCAUAGCAAUUUGGAAAGAAAAUUGAGCCUGUUUCUUAAUUUCAUAAUGUCAAGGAUGUCCUAAUUCUAACAAUGCCCUUAUGCAGUGAUAUUUGAUGCAUAAUGCUAUUUGGAACAGUUAUUGUAUGAUUGGUAAUCAAUUCGUACAAUAUGUGCCGGUUUCCCAGACACAGAUUAAGCCUACUCCUGGACUAAAAAGCAUUUUCGAUGGAGAAUCUCCAUUGAGCAUACUUUUUAGUCCAGGACUAGGCUUAAUCUGUGUCCGGCAAACUGACCCUCUAGCCCCAUUUAUACCUGGAUCUAACUUGCGUCCUUUGUCCUGAUCUUGUCCACAUUCUGAUUGUGCCCACAUUUUUUAACAGGUGUAGACAAUCAAAAGACACAUUGUUAUCCAAUUGUGAUCAGAUCAUCCUGCCAACCUCUGGAGGCGUUGUGUCUGGAUAUCUUAUAAGUGUAGACAGAUCUGUACAGAGAGACCAUUUAAAUUGUAAAUGUUCCUCUAAAAUCAUUGACCGGUGGCACCAUUGACUGAUUACAUCAAUAUGUGUCUUACAAUAAAUAAAUACAUAUUAUUUUUAAAGAAUAACUGUGAAACAAUUUUCAUAAAGGAAGGGGCCAGGAAAUCUGGUCACAAUGCAGACACAGUGGACGGAUAACAGACACAUUUUAAUACAAUGUGUAGACACAUUUCUGGAAAUGUGGGCACAAUCAGAAUGUAGACAUGAUCAGGACAAAGGACCCAUGUUAGCACAAUGUAUAAACGGGGCUUUUAUGUAAUACCGGCAGAUGUCCACUCUAUAAAAGUGUUAUUUUUGUUGUUUUUGUGACAAGUUUGACCACUCCACCCCAACUGUACAGGGUUAUCAGCUAUGUCACAAACUAAAUAGUAUGCAUGUGAACAGUAGGUCAUCUGUUACAGUGUGGUGUCAUUAUGGUGCUAUCAUCUUGUUAGAAACAUCUCUAAAGAGUAUUACCUAUCCAUGACAACCAUAAGACAACAUGUUUCUUUAUCAUUUUUCAUGUAACAGUUUAAAACAUUUUGUGCAUAUACUUUUUAUAUUUGUCUCACUAUUUUAAGUGUUACAUUAUUUAUUUUUGUAUUUUUCUUAAAGAAGGCAUUUUGGUUUUUAACAGGCAUUCCUUAUAAAAUAGGGGUAGCUUUUGAAGGUCCUGAUAGUGUUUUUUUCAGCUUUUGUCUAUCAUAGUGGUGCAUUGUCAUUGAGAUGUCACACAAGUACAUUAGAUGUGAAGGAAGUUUGUUGUCAUUAUCAUCAAAUUGAUGUAUUGGUCAGGUAUUUACAAUGCUAGUUCACUCCCAAUUUUGCAGGCCUUACCUUGACAUGAAAUUGUAUUCAUAAAAUAAGAAAGUGUUGAUGGGCUUGGCUAAAAUGUCUGUCCCUGACAAGCAGCAUAAAUAUGAUAAUAUUGUUCUUUCUCUAUUUCUCUCUUUGCAUUGAAUGUAGUUUGAAUGUAGUAUGUAUAGUGAAUUAUAAAUGUGGAGUUUAAUAUCUGCUUAUUUGACAAAAGUGCAAUUUAUACUUUGGUUGAUAUGUGCAGCAUCAGAAUGCAGAUUAAUAACAGUUACAGACAAUUAUUAUCAGGACAAUAUGUUAGUCAAUUCCCAUGAAAAGUACCACUACACUGGCUUAGAAAAAAUACAAAUGUUUUGAUUGACAAGUUACAUUUUUAGUUACAAACUUGUAAAUAUAGACUUUCUUGUUAUCCAUAUUUUAAGGCUUGAUUUGAAUUGAUUUAUUGUAGCCUCAAUUGCUGUCCACAAAUCAUUUGCUCUUAAGUUGUUAGUGGUGUGAUAGAAAACAUAUAAUGUGUCUAUGAUUUGGUCUGUCUUUUAUUUAGAACCUUCGUAAGAUUUUGUACUACGAUGGUGCUGUGUCUUCAGUUAACGUGCAGCUGAUUCAUCUUUGUUCAAUCAUAUAUUAUGAAGUUACACACUUACAUUUAAAGGCUGGUAGUGGGUGGUCCCCACAUAGUUGAUACACACUUCUUUAACCCACCAAGUACCAGACACCCACUUUUCAACACCACUUUUUUAUUUAUUUAGUGGCAAAUAUACCAGAGCCCUUUUCUCUGACAUAUAUACUGACAUUUAUUUUAACAUCCUCCUUACACUAUAGCCUAUUUCCCUCAGUGCAGUAAUGCAACUUAAUAGAAGCUGGAAAAGUAAAGAUAUAACUUCAAUUGAACAUAGUGAUCUAAGUAUUCUAAAACGUAAAUGCAAUAGCUAAGUCCAUCUCACAACUUUUGAAUAACUUACAUUUCAUUUCUGUUAUGUGUUUUUUUUCUAUUCUGCAUUUGUAUCACUCAUUUUUUACAAGUUUGCAAAUGAAUACAAUUUGCUAUCAGAUUAUGGAUACUUCUGCACACAUUAUUUCAAAACCAUUUCAUAUGACUGUACUGUUGGAGCCAAAUAAAUGCAGUCUUUCAAAUAAU
Salvelinus sp. IW2-2015 is the source of this 6585-nucleotide messenger RNA. The record is from RefSeq and is a predicted model, not a curated record. Lineage: Eukaryota; Metazoa; Chordata; Actinopteri; Salmoniformes; Salmonidae.